AACAAAGGCGAAACAAUAAACAUUCAAAUAUAAGAAACUUCAAACCACAUAUUCAAACUGCGCGCGCUAUCGCUUAAACUGAGUUGGCAGCCCCGCAAACUUAAUUAUCGGUGUAUCUCAAACAAAUCGAUAGCACCGAUAGUUACAUCAACGUUUUUGCAGCUCUAGUAAAUAUGUAGUAAACGAAAACAAAAAAUCAAAGUCACAAAAAAACGAGUGCAAAGGCAAAAAGGUAUUUCAAUCUGAGCCUGAACGGGUGAAUAAUAGUGCGACUUAACCGCAGAACGCGAGGGAGGCGGCAGAAACUCGGUGGGAGGUCGUCCCCUCCCACUCUCUAUCUCAAUCUCGUCUGUUUGCUCUCUCCCACACUCUGUUUUGAAUAGUCGUCGGCCCAUGUGUGCGUGCAAGUGAAAGGUGGGGAGCCGUAGCCGUAGCUGGCGGAGUAACUGAAACAGUUGCAGUUACCGUUGCAAGCGCCAAGGAGCGGCGCCCAGUUUCAAGAGAUCGUACCUGACAUGGAUGACACCGAAUUUAUGUUUAACGAGAAGCAAUCAAUUCGGGACUCCUCGAGGACCCUCAAGCGCUAUGGCAGCACCUGCUGCAACAGCAUGCGGAACAAUGAGACACUCAUCCGGCACAUUGUGGAGAAGACGGACACACUGCAGGGCAUUGCCCUCAAAUACGGAUGCACGACAGAGCAAAUAAGACGCGCCAAUCGCCUCUUCGCCUCGGACAGCCUGUUCUUGCGUCAGUUCCUUCUGGUGCCCGUGGAGAAGACCUCGCCGUAUUAUCCCCAGGUGCCUGGCGGUGGCGAUGCCAUAGCCGCUUUCGAUGCAGUGCUGGCCACACCACCCGGCACUCCCGACGCCAAUGGACAGCGGGAGGCGCAUAACAAUGCCAACAACCUGAACCAGAGCAACAGUUUCAUCAACAGCAGCAGCAGCGGGAACAGCAGCAGCAGCAGCAGCAGCAGUGGGAGCAGCAGCAGCUGUAACACAAGUGGCGUUCCUCCCACAACCGCGGGAUCGCGCUCUGGCAGCCAACAGCAGCAGCAGCAACAGCCACCACAGCGUCCUUAUUCCAUUGCCGGUGAACUGCUUAUGGGCCAGGCCGGAGACGAGGAUCCCGCCAUGAUGCAUGGACAUGGUGGCUGCGGUGGCAAGCAGAGCAAGAGCCUGGACUCGGUGGCUGCGAUGACGCCCGAGGAGGAGAAUAGGAAAUGCAUGAACGACUUCCUUAACAAAAUAGACAACACCAUCUCCGAGUCGCGCAAAUAUGUCGAGCGUUCCAAGGACCUGGUAAGCAGUCAGAGUGAUGCGGACAUCUGUGUCAGUGCCAGCGCAGACAUAUUCCCGCAGCGCCGCCAUCCUCUGAACAACUCCUACAAGACCAACAAUAACGACCGUCCGCCGCAGUAUCAGCGUCACAGUUCGACGGGCAGCGGGAACUCCUCAGAUACGGCGCAUCUGCUGAACACGACGCAGACGCGCAGAGUGCAGAACUCGUUAAAGCGACUGGAGAAGCAGCAGGACGACUUCUUUGAGUUGUAGCAGCUGCCGCAAAAAUCUAGCCUAAUUACGCUGAGGUGUUAAUCUAAUAAAUCGUUUUAAAAAUGCCGCGCAUUCGAGGGGAGAUGCCGCACUCUAAAUGUAAUAUGUAUAAUAUAAUGAUAUAUAUAUCUAUAUCUGUCGACACAUAUGCGAUAUACCUUACAAAUACGAGAGAUACCUAUUAAACAUUAUACAUAAGCUGUAA
Molecule: messenger RNA, 1755 nt
Organism: Drosophila serrata
Lineage: Eukaryota; Metazoa; Arthropoda; Insecta; Diptera; Drosophilidae
Gene: red
Product: LysM peptidoglycan-binding domain-containing protein red
Source: RefSeq, a predicted model, not a curated record